Molecule: messenger RNA, 492 nt
Organism: Trichoderma virens Gv29-8
Lineage: Eukaryota; Fungi; Ascomycota; Sordariomycetes; Hypocreales; Hypocreaceae
Exons: 2
Coding region: 1-492 (163 amino acids)
Source: RefSeq, a predicted model, not a curated record
AUGUCCGCCCUCUCCUACUCUCCUCCGCCAGAACUUCUGGCCCAGGCCCAGAGCCAGAGCGACUGCAAUCUCCCUCCGGGGUUCCAGAUCAAGAACUUUGCGGCCAAGUCGAACGAGACCGGUCCUGCGGCCACUCUGACCGCAUACAACUUCACCUUUGUUGACCAGACGACAAGCGUCACCACCAACUGCCACUAUAAUUCUAGCUCUGUUUCCACCACGCCUCCAGGCUUGACGCCGAGGUACGCGUGCGAGAAGAGUGACAUCAAGUUCAUCUGGGACAACGCGCAGAGGCAGUUGACCAUCACUGAGAGGAUCUGCCCCAAAGCCAAUGGCGCUGCCACAUGGGAGGUAGCUGGCUCAGCGAUAAUUCCCUUGUCUUGCUCUACGCCGCCAGGCGCUUGCACGACCAAUUCGACCGAUAUCGAUGGGAAAUUCACUGCGCUGGACCCAGUAACAGAUCCUACUUUGGCCAAGUAUUGGGUGAGCUAG